AUGUCUUGGUUCUUCAAGUCCAAUAAUCUUGGCGCAGAAUCUUCCGACCUCAACUACCGCACCGUUAUCCACUCCUCUCCCUCACCGCUUCCAGCCGCCGAUCGCCACGGCGUCAAGGACGACAUAUCUUAUAUUUUCCGCGGCGUCGCCAACUUCCUCGCUCCGCCGCCGUCCUCCUCUUCUUCCUCCUCCUCCUCCUCGCAAGCUCUGACCGGAAUCCGGAACGAUCUCGUGGAGAUCGGCGGAAGCUUCAAGAACUCUCUCUCGCUCAUUUCCACGAACAAAGCUGUCACCGGAAUCUCCAAGUUCGCUUCUCAGUUGUUGCAGUUGGAGCCUGAUCAGCAACGAAGCAACGACGAGGCGGUGCCUGGAACGACGGAAGAUGUUGUGCGUUUAGUGAAGGAGAUUUCUGCGCGGCCUCAGUGCUGGACCGAAUUUCCCUUGCCGCUCCACAACGAUUUUAGCAUGUCCAAUUCCCAGAGAGAACAUGCAUUGGCUAUAGAACGGCUGGUACCUGAAUUCGUUGCACUUAGACUGAAUCUAUGCAGUUACAUGAACGUGGAGAAGUUUUGGAUGAUCUAUUUUUUGUUAAUACUUCCUAAACUAAAUCAGCAUGAUUACGAGUGCCUAUCAAGCCCCAAGCUUGUUGAAGCAAGAGAUGUGCUUCUCCAGAAACUUGGAGAGAGGAAAAAUUUGCAAGCUGAAGAAAGUGAAAAGCCAGGGACUGUGGAUUCACAUCAAGAGGUUAGAGAGGACAGUGAAAAAGAAAGUAUCUCAUUUGAGCAAAACCAGGUUUUGACUGAGGUUACAAAUGCAGUGAAGGGUUUAGAAGUUGAUGACACGGCUAUUACUGAAAAAUGGUUGGAAGACACGGACGUUGAUGCUAGUUCAUUUGCUUCCUGUACAAAACAUCAACAGGAAGAGGAUGUCUCAUUCAGUGACCUAGAGGAUGAUGGGAGUUAUAGCUCCGAUAAAUUAUCAAGCUGUAGGGAGCCACAGGACAUCAGGGGUUUAUCACCUGAAGGUGCUACUAGUGACUGGGUUCAGCUGCAUGGAAGUUCUCUUAGAGAUGGCAGAAAGAAGGCUAUACGUUUAAAAGGUAAGGAUUCAGAAGAUGAGUCGAAUGAUUGGCUCACGAUCGAUGAUUUUAAUUAG
Sphenostylis stenocarpa is the source of this 1155-nucleotide messenger RNA. The record is from the annotation of a GenBank genome assembly. NCBI's taxonomy places the organism in Eukaryota, Viridiplantae, Streptophyta, Magnoliopsida, Fabales, Fabaceae.